Tribolium castaneum (red flour beetle) is the source of this 2021-nucleotide messenger RNA. Its product is annotated as L-2-hydroxyglutarate dehydrogenase, mitochondrial. Gene Ontology annotation, molecular function: (S)-2-hydroxyglutarate dehydrogenase activity. The record is from RefSeq and is a predicted model, not a curated record. Bases 663 to 1973 code for a protein of 436 amino acids. The transcript is spliced from 3 exons. NCBI's taxonomy places the organism in Eukaryota, Metazoa, Arthropoda, Insecta, Coleoptera, Tenebrionidae.
GUCAAGAAAAGUUUCUAUACCAUAGCUUCCUUCUUCCAAACAAUCUGUCAUAUAUUUUACAAAUUUGGUAACUGCACUAAUUGUAUUUCGGCCCUGUCUAAAUCCAAAUUGACUGUCUGUGAAUAGAUUAUUGACUUCAAAAUGAUGAACUAAUUGCAAGUAUAAGACUUUUUCAAGUACUUUGGAAAAAAUUGGAAGUAAAGAUAUUGGUCUAUAGUUAUUAACAACGUUAACGUCCCCUUGUUUCAAGAGUGGUAUUACCACAGCUAUUUUUAGACAGUCUGGAAAAAUAGAAGUAGUAAUACAAAAAUUAAUUAAACGAGUUAAAGGAGACACUAUAAGAUCUUUAAUAUACUUAAUAAUACGAGUGUUUAAGUUAUAUAUAUCUAUAGAGUUACUAGAUUUCAUGUUAUUUAUAAUAUCGCGAACUGUAGCGCAGGAAACCUCAGAGAAUGCAAAAUUUACUCUAGAAUCUAAAUCUGAACAAUGAAACAUCAUUAUAUUUAUGGGAUCUAUCGCUUUAUCUGGUAGUCCCUUUGCCAGUUCUGAAGCAAUAGAAGAAAAAAAGUCGUCAAAAGCGUCGCUACUAAUGUUGCUUUUUUUUUGUCAAGUCGAUGUCAAUUAUUUACGUCAGGUAGUUUGACUGUUAACAUUACUAGUUUAUGAUGCUAUUACGAACUCCCCACGUAUUGGAAACUAAAAACUUGCACCAAAAAUCACUAAGGUGCAAAAGUGUUCUCAAGUAUGACAUUGUUGUAAUCGGCGGAGGCAUUAUUGGCACAGCUAUCGCAAAAACUCUAAAAGAGAAAAUGAAAAAACCCAAAAUAGCACUAUUGGAAAAAGAAGAAGCUCUAGCUCGGCAUCAGAGCAGCCACAACAGUCAGGUGCUACAUGCCGGUAUUUACUACCGAACCAAUUCUUUGAAAGCUAAACUGUGUGUAGAAGGCGCACAACUUAUUUACGAUUACUGCAGUGUGAAAAAAAUCCCAGUCAAGAGAUACGGCAAAUUGAUUAUCGCGAGUGAUACUUUGGAUAAAUAUCGCCUAAAAGAAUUGUACAAACAAGGCUUAAGAAAUAAAGUGCCAGGUAUAGAACUCCUGGACUGGGAAAGUGUAACCAAGAUUCAACCCUACUGUCGGGGUUUACAAGCGCUUUGGUCCCCAAACAGUGGCAACGUUAACUGGGAAGUGGUGACGAAGAGUUUUGGACAAGACUUUGAGAAUGAAGGUGGGGAUAUAUUUUUCGGUUUUGAAGCAAAAUGUGUUAAAGAGUCGGGCGAAGCUUCGCACCCCGUUCUGAUUAAGAGUGAUAAGGAGGCGAGUUUUUUGGCAAAGUAUGUCGUUACUUGUCUCGGUUUGUACUCAGGGGCGCUUUUUGACCCAGAGAAGGACAAAGGUUACGAGAAUGUGUCCCUGCGGGUCAAUUAUUACACACUUAAUCCGAGACUUAACCGCUUUGUUAAAACCAACAUUUACGCGAUCCCGCACAUAGACAUGCCCUUCAUAGGCAUCCAUUUUAGUCCCACUGUCGGUGGCGAGGUCCUUCUUGGACCAAGUGCCGUUCCGGCACUAAAACUGGACAGUUACGACAAAUCUGCGAUUGAUGUGACUUACAUUCGUAGCAAGAUUUUUUCAAAAAAUGUGGGUUUUUUGUUUUUGAAAAACCUCCAAACUUGUUUACACCAAGUGACCGAGGCAGUUUCCUGUGAUUUUCGAACUGCCGUAUUAAAUAAAUAUUUACCAAUGAUUUCAAAAAACGAUAUUCUUCCGGGACCGACCGCCCUGCAAGGCCAGAUUGUGACCAAAGAUGGGGAAUUUGUUGAUGAUUUUUUAUUCGACAUAUUCGAAGGCAAGGGAAUACACAAGCGGAUUAUUAAUUGUAGGUUUGUACCAAGCCCUGGCGCUACUAGUUCUCUGGCCAUUGCUAACAUGGUCCAUGACAAAAUACGAAAAGUGGACGGUUUCGGAGGUUAAAAAUACUUUAACUGUAUUUUCUUAUAUAAAUAAAAUACUGUUGCAUUA